Messenger RNA from Prunus mume (Japanese apricot), 1482 nucleotides. The record is from RefSeq and is a predicted model, not a curated record. NCBI's taxonomy places the organism in Eukaryota, Viridiplantae, Streptophyta, Magnoliopsida, Rosales, Rosaceae.
AUGAAUGUUCCACCUAGAAGGAAAACUAAUACCGGUGCAAAAAUUUGGGGUGGGGAAAGUAACAGCCUUAAGCCCCAUGGCUCUCGUUUUGAUGCUCUUGAGAGGAUUACUGAUAAGUUUGGAACAAAAACCAAGGAGGCAUUUGUUGACGUCAUCCCAACCAAUAAGGUGACCAAUAAGAUUAAUUAUGAUGUUUGGGUGAAAAUAUGGACCAAGUCUAACAAAGCUAAAGGUGGAGUGAAAGGCAUGGACCUUGCUGAAGGUCAAGAUCACACCAUUGGCGAAGAUGGGGUAAAUCUUGUCGGUUUGCCUGAUAUAGGUGCAUCAAGCACCAAAUUCAAAGUGAAUAUGAUGGAACUCAUUAAAAUUCAGUCUAUUGAUAUUUUGUUUGUCUGCGAACCUAGAAUUGGAGGAGAUAAGGCCCUCAAAAUGGUUAAAUCUUUGGGUUUCUCGAAUUUUGAAGUGGUGGAUCCUACUGGAUUUUCUGAAGGUCUGUGGCUUCUCUGGAAUGCCAAUAAAGUGAAUGUUGAAAUUAUUGGUACCUCAGACCAAACUAUUUCCGCGUAUGUCUCUUGGUAUGGUCGUAGCCUUUGGAUCUUUACUGGAAUAUAUGCUAAUCCUUGCUCCACCAAAAGAGCAAAAUUAUGGGAGUACUUGAAUUUUGUUGCUAACUGUCACCAAAUGUCUUGGCUUAUUGCUGGAGAUUUUAAUGACAUGAUCAAAACAAAUGAUAAAAUGGGGGGAAUCCCAUUACACCGGCUCAAGGGUUUUAAAAAGUGGUUUGAUGAGAAUAACAUGAUUGACUUGGGCUAUUCUGGCCCUAAGUUCACUUGGACUAAUAACAGAGUCUUUGAACGAAUUGAUAGAGCACAAUGGGAUCAAGGGUUUGGCCUGGCCCUUGCGAAGUCUCAUAGUUUGGUGGAACCUCUAAAGCAUUGGAACAUUGCUGUUUUUGGCCAUCUGAAGCAAAGAAAAACUCGAUUACUAGCUCGUCUCAAUGGUAUCCAACGAGGUAUGUGUCAUAGACCUAUUAGAUUUCUCACCCAACUGGAGGAAUCUCUCUCAACUGAAUACAAUAUCAUUUUAAACCAAGAAGCCUUGUUUUGGCAGCAAAAGUCAAGAGUCAAAUGGCUACAAGAGGGUGACCGAAAUACUAAGUUUUUCCACCUCUCCACUAUUGUUAGAAGACGCAGGAACAAAAUCGAAAAACUGAAGAACAAUGUUGGAGUUUGGGUAGAGGAAGCUAUUGAGCUAAAGAAGUUCGCGAUUGACUACUUUAUGGGGCUUUUCUAUUCAAACCAGCCAGAUAACACCAAUCCUCCCAUGUCUAAGCUAUUCCCCAGCCUAAGGGAGGUUGAGCUCAACCCCUUAGUGACUAGUAUUAAUAUCAAUGAGGUCAAGGAAAGUCUUUUCAAUAUUGGUAGCCUGAAAAUCCCGGGAGUGGUUAGGUUUCCUGCUUGCUUCUAUCAAAAUCAAUGGUAG